This is a messenger RNA of Camellia sinensis, 2184 nucleotides long. RefSeq lists its product as uncharacterized. Gene Ontology annotation, biological process: glucan catabolic process. NCBI's taxonomy places the organism in Eukaryota, Viridiplantae, Streptophyta, Magnoliopsida, Ericales, Theaceae. The record is from RefSeq and is a predicted model, not a curated record. Gene Ontology annotation, molecular function: beta-glucosidase activity.
UUCCAUACCCCAAGAUGCUCUCUCUCUCUCUCUCCUUACUACUCCACUCCACACUCUGAUCUCGAAGUCCACUGUGUUGUCGCAGUGGGUGAGAGUGAAAUCCAAAAAAAACAAUGAGCCAAGUAGAAGAGACGAUGACGAUGAUGAAUUGCGUAUACAAGAACCCCAAAGAACCAAUCGAGUCUAGAAUCAAGGAUUUGCUCUCUCGAAUGACCUUGAAAGAGAAGCUCGGCCAGAUGACUCAGAUCGAACGAGACGUCGCCACUCCUUCCGUCCUCCGUGACCUCUCCAUAGGGAGUAUACUGAGUGCUGGUGGAAGUGGACCGUUCGAGAAGGCACUGUCUUCGGAUUGGGCGGACAUGGUAGACGGAUUUCAGAAGGCAGCACUUGAGUCACGGCUCGGGAUUCCGUUGAUCUAUGGGAUCGAUGCUGUUCAUGGCAACAACAGUGUCUAUGGUGCCACCAUUUUUCCUCACAACAUUAGUCUUGGAGCCACCAGGGACACAGAUUUGGCGUAUAAAAUUGGGGUUGCGACGGCUCUUGAAGUUAGGGCUAGUGGGAUUCCCUAUAAUUUUGCUCCCUGCAUUGGUGUAUGCAGAGACCCCAGAUGGGGACGAUGCUAUGAGUGUUACGGUGAAGAUACUGAAAUUGUUCGAAAGAUGACUACCAUUGUAUCAGGCUUGCAGGGGCAACCACCUGAAGGGCACCCGAAGGGCUACCCAUUUUUAGCUGGAAGAGAUAAGGUUGUUGCAUGUGCCAAGCAUUUCGUUGGUGAUGGAGGUACCGACAAAGGUAUAAAUGAAGGGAAUACUUUAGCGUCAUAUGAUGAUUUAGAGAGGAUCCACAUGGCAGCUUAUCUGGACUGUAUUUCUCAAGGAGUUUGCACAGUUAUGGCAUCAUUCUCGAGCUGGAAUGGAACCAAAAUGCACUCUCACCAUUUUCUCCUAACUCAGAUUUUGAAAGAUAAGCUGGGUUUUAAGGGUUUUGUGAUUUCAGACUGGCAAGCACUUGACAAGCUUUCUGAUCCUCACGGCUCAAACUAUCGCAAUUGCAUUUCAUCUGCAGUCAAUGCAGGAAUUGAUAUGGUGAUGGUCCCUUUAAAAUAUGAAUUAUUUCUGGAGGAUAUAUUGAAUCUGGUGGAAUCAGGAGAGAUACCGAUGGCCAGGAUUGAUGAUGCUGUUGAAAGAAUUCUGCGAGUGAAAUUUGUUGCCGGUCUCUUUGAAUAUCCCAUGGCUGAUAAGUCUCUGCUAGAUACAGUUGGUUGUAAGAUGCACAGAGAACUAGCACGUGAAGCAGUUCGCAAGUCCCUGGUACUGCUGAAGAAUGGAAAGGACCCAAAGAAACCAUUUCUUCCAUUAGAUAGGAAUUGUAAAAAGAUUCUUGUUGCUGGAACACAUGCUGAUGAUCUUGGAUAUCAGUGCGGAGGUUGGACAUUUAAUUGGUCUGGGACCAGUGGCAGAAUUACCAUCGGUACAACCAUUUUGGAUGCCAUCAAAGAAGCAGUAGGAGACAAAACUGAAUUGAUAUACGAGCAAAACCCAUCGCCAGACACCUUUACCGGUCAAGAUUUCUCUUUUGCCGUUGUAGCUGUGGGUGAAUGUCCAUAUGUAGAAGAUGGUGGCGGCGACCCAGAACUCAUAAUUCCCUUUAACGGAGCUGAACUCAUUAGCUCAGUUGCUGAGAGAGUUCCCACAUUGGCAAUUCUCAUCUCUGGAAGGCCCGUAACUCUAAAGCCUGAGCUUUUGGAGAAGAUAGACGGUCUGAUCGCUGCUUGGUUGCCCGGCAGCGAAGGAGGUGGAAUCACAGAUGUCAUCUUCGGAGAUCACGAGUUCCAAGGACGACUUCCAGUGACGUGGUUUAAAAGUGUUGAACAAUUGCCAAUGCAUGUUGGGGAGGACUCUUAUGAUCCUCUCUUUCCCCUCGGAUUUGGGUUAAGAUGCAAUAACAAGAGGCUUUCAGACUAAGGCCUUAGUUUCUCUGAGUGUGUUUGUUAAAUUCUUAUCACCAACUUGCAUAGUAGCUCAGUUGUCAGAGGUACUAAGCUUUAGUAUGUAGCCUUCAUUGUAUGUUUGCAUUUCACUUAUUGUAUGGUGGCUUAUUCCAGGAUUUAUAGUAGUAAUAUUUCCCAUACUUGUAAAGAAAUAAAAUGAUAAUAAUAAAUAAAUAAAAGGGUUUUUUUUUUUU